Aethina tumida (small hive beetle) is the source of this 803-nucleotide messenger RNA. RefSeq names its product ninjurin-B-like. Gene Ontology annotation, biological process: tissue regeneration; cell adhesion. The record is from RefSeq and is a predicted model, not a curated record. Gene Ontology annotation, cellular component: membrane. The transcript is spliced from 4 exons. The coding region runs from base 22 to 696 and encodes 224 amino acids. Lineage: Eukaryota; Metazoa; Arthropoda; Insecta; Coleoptera; Nitidulidae.
UUCUGUGCUGCUGCCAAAACUAUGGAUAAAGAUACAACCGUCGUUAAUCUGUUUAGUGACAGUCAAAAUAACUGCAAAGUUUUAUGGGAUAAUAACAGGAACUGCGAACAAGACUCUGUGAAAAUCAAUGGGUUAGAAGAGGUGGAGGAAACACUGACCAAGACAACAAAAGUGAAGGACGAAGUAACAAAACACAAAAAAGACAAAGAUCGAGAUAGCAAUGAAUUGCAUGAAUCACACGAAGAGAUUAAAGGUGACGCAGACCAGGAUGAAAUUGAUUCAAGGCGUCACAAAAAUGACAGUUUUGAAGAGCUUCAAGAGGAGAUUAAUGAAGAAGAGGAAGCCAAAUUGGCUCAGAAAGCUAGUAAUAAUUAUGCCGCCAAAAAAACAGUUGCCCAAGGAAUGAUGGAUAUCGCCCUCAUCACAGCUAACGCAAACCAACUGAGAUACAUAAUCGAGUUCAACAAGAACAGCUCAACUUACUACCUAAAUUUAACCUUGAUCGUGAUUUCACUCUUGUUACAAGUCGCUGUGGGGGUAUCGUUGAUAUUUAAGGGGAGGAUGGAUCUUCGUGGCGAAUCUAAGCAUCAGAACGCCAAGCGAAUUAAUAAUUAUGUUGUUGUGGGUGUAUUUUUGGUUACCAUUAUCAACGUUUUCAUUGCCAGCUUUACAAUUACAGGAAGUGGAAGCCAGUAAUCUUAGUAGGAUUGCUGUAGUGUGGUUUGUUAAUUAUAUUAGUCGUUAACUGUAUAAUAAAUAUGUAAAAUUCAGAUUUUAUUUAAAUAUACUGCAUAACAAAAUUC